CAGACACCAACCUCCCCACUUUAAACUUAUCGAUCCGUAGUUCCUCUUUCUCUUUCGUCCUUCUGGUCUUGGUCUAAGCAUAUUCGUCUACAAGUUCGACUGGUAGCCCGCACACUAGUCACGCGACAAACACCAACCUCUCCACUUUAAACCUAUCGACCCGUAGUUCCUCUUUCUCUUUCGUCCUUCUAGUCGUGAUCUAAGCAUAUUCGUCUACAAGUUCGACUGUUCAUUACCCAUCAUGACAAGCCUUGGAAGUCCUAUAUUGGACUGUUUUCGCAAUGGCUCCAUCGUGCAGCUCAAAUCAAGGUCAUCAGGGGGGACUCUCACCAUGAGGGAGGGAGGCAUAGUCAGUGGAAAUGGCCCUGUGGGAUUUUACGCGGGUCGCCUGGGCCCCAGGACUCCGGUCUGGGGACGAUGGACUGAUGGUACUUAUCAUCGUGGAACCAUUACCAACGUGGGCACCAAAAUCGACAUCACCUUUAACGAUGGGGACAAUGUGCAGCAUGCUAUAAAUGACCCUACGGCCGUGGUGGCGGAUGUUGGCCCUGACCCAGAGGUUUUGAAGCCAGGAGCCCGUGUUAUUGCUCAAUUCAGGGGGAGCACGAAGUAUUACGCCGGUCGUAUUGUCGAGGUAGACAGCUCUAAUAGCCAGCAGCCUCGAUGCCACGUCCAGUUUGACGACGGAGACAAGGAAUGGGCUGAGGCGAGGUUCAUUCGCAUGCUACCGGAAGUGGCCGCUGCAGACCUAGGGGUCCCGUCCAUUAUAACGAAUAGUCGUGUACUGGCGCGCUGGACUAACGACCAGUACUACCGCGGCACCGUCACCAAUGUGGGAGAGAAGAUUGAUAUCAAGUUUGACGACGGGGACAAAAUCCAACACGACCCCCUUGACGUCAGUGCAGUUAUCUAUGACGUCACGCCUUCCCGUGGUACCUUGCAGGUUGGAGUACGAGCAGUUGGUUACUGGCCAGACAAAGGGAACUUUUAUCUUGGCCGUAUUGGCCAGGUAGACUACCACAACGCCUCCCACCCUCGCUUUCUGCUUAACUUUGACGAUGGCGAUAGCAUCUGGUGCAAUCUGGACGAAGUCCGACGCGUACCGCUUCGACGAGAGCAAGUUGGUUGUAUGGUGUGGGGCCGCUGGUCAGAUGGGCGCUACUUCCUCGGGCGCGUAACUGACGUGAGAGAUGGCAAGAUCCAUGUGACCUUCGACGAUGGCGACAACAUAUCACAUGACCUUGGUGACGUAAGCGCGGUGAUCGUGGACCUUGUACCCAACCCCACGCACGUGCCAAUCGGUGCACGAGUGAUCGCCGAUUUCGAGGGGCGUUGCCAUUACUAUAAAGGGCGUGUGACGCAGAUAGAUUCGACCAAUCCGUAUGCGCCACGUUAUCACGUGACUUAUGACGAUGGGGACAAGGGCUGGGUGAACUGCGACAAAGUGAGGCUUCUGCCCAUGCGUGCGGAUGAAGUUGGGGCGCGUGUUUACGCUCGGUGGACCAAUGGCCAGUUCUACCUCGGCACCGUGGAACGCGUGGGCCACAAGAUCGAGAUCAAGUACGACGAUGGAGAUCGUAUUGCGCAUGACCCAAGUGACAUCACGGCUGCUGUCAUUCUCGACAGUACCCCCAACCCAGGCUCUGUUGGCCGAGGCACCCGUGUUAUCGCUGCGUGGCCUGGGAAAGAGAAGUACUACCUGGGAACGGUUGACGCCGUCAACAAAGAUCGGAUGUAUGAGCCUCAAUAUCAUGUUAAAUAUGACGAUGGUGACGAGAGUUGGGUGACUGUGAAUCAACUGAGGGUUAUCCCCGCCCCUGGACCGGCCCCUGAAUCCCAGUUUAUGGUCGUCCAGAUUGGAGCUGAUGUGGUCGCACUGAACAGUAUUGCACAUCCCCAUUUCUACCUUGGCCUUGAGGGAGGUUAUCUCCGCGGGAAGUGGUUUGAUACGUACUGUCACUUCUACUUGCGAGAGGCUCCAAAUCAAUUCAUGUCAUUGGAACCCUGUAUGUUGCCAGGACAACAUGUCGGUGUUGAUAGCAAGGGAAGCGUGAUGCCCCCUGCGUCAGUGUAUGCAGGAACUGAGCCUGCAAUGUUUGAGGUCAAACUACUGUUCAGCCCCUAUGGUCAGACAUACAAAGCAAACCACUCCCAAGGUGGAUACCCUCAGCCAGGAGGUCAAUUUCCCCCAGGCGGGUACCCUCAGCCAGGAGGUCAAUUUCCCCCAGGGGGGUACCCUCAGCCAGGAGGUCAAUUUCCCCCAGGGGGGUACCCUCAGCCAGGAGGUCAAUUUCCCCCAGGGGGGUAUCCACAGCCUGGAAUUCAUCCUCCCCCAGAGCAUGGUGGAUACCCUCCUCCAGGGGGCUACCCUGGCUAUGGAAGUGCUCCACCACCAUACUAGACAUGUGAGAUGCUAAUGAAGGAAGGAAAAAUGGAAAGAUGGAUAUGAUUUACUAUAAUUGAAAUAAUAAACAGUAUUCAAAGAAACUAGAAGACUCUUCAAAAUCUGAUUGACCUUAGAAUAUAUUUUAUUAAAAGUAAAAUUUGAUUGAGACAAUAAAUGAGAAAAAUAUGCAAUCACAAAAUGUUUGUUUAUGUAAAGAUUAAAUUGAAUAAAAAUUAUUUCAAUGC
Messenger RNA from Nematostella vectensis (starlet sea anemone), 2631 nucleotides. RefSeq lists its product as uncharacterized. The transcript is spliced from 14 exons. The coding region runs from base 242 to 2401 and encodes 719 amino acids. Gene Ontology annotation, cellular component: nucleus. Gene Ontology annotation, biological process: DNA damage checkpoint signaling; positive regulation of transcription by RNA polymerase II. Gene Ontology annotation, molecular function: histone binding. The record is from RefSeq and is a predicted model, not a curated record. Lineage: Eukaryota; Metazoa; Cnidaria; Anthozoa; Actiniaria; Edwardsiidae.